AUGGAACUACUAACUGAAAUUCGAAAUAAUAUUGUAACUUGGAACAGUGAACAUCGUUUUCAUUGCAAAUUCAAAAGCAAUGCUGAGACUUCUAUUUUAGAUCCAAACAUUCUUAAAGUGUCUAUCCGCAUGGAAACAAAGGGUGGAAAAUCAUUUCAUAAAGUUGGUUUUGUCAGUAUCAACUUAUCAUGUUUCGCUGCUGUUGGAAAUGUAAUUAACCGUCGUAGAUACAUUUUAGAAGGUUAUGAUGAGAAACGUAAGCGUCAGGACAAUUCUCUGUUAUCAAUUUCAUUCUGUCUGCGACAGUUGACUGGAGAUAACUGUUUUCGAACACCGAAAGAGGAUUUAAGUAACUGUUUAAUCGAACCGCCAGAUUUUAUUGAAUUACCAGAAACUGAUUCUGAAACAAGAGAAUAUUCUAUGACAGACUGUUCACUUAUGAAUAGUGUACAUAAUACAACAACUACUACUAAUAUUAAUAACAAUUCAGUUACAAAUCAAAAUUCAAAUGAUUCAAAUAUUUUAAAACCUGUAGAUAAUUCAACAAGUAAAUUAACUAAUAAUCCGUUAGAUAUAUUACAUUCAUUAAAUUUGAAUACAGUACCAUCCUCUUGUGUAUUAUCUACAUCACCUUCCUCAUCAUCAUCAUUACCGACAGAAACAGUAUCAUCAACAACUCCAGCACCAUUACCAUCAAUUGCUGAUAGAUCGUCGGAAAAAAUUAACUAUUCUACCUCAUUUAGUCAUUUAAAAAUGCCUUCGUGGGAUAAUUCAUCUGUAUAUCCUGCUGGGUCAAGUAGCUGUGUUUCAAAGUCAUCAAUUUGUGAAAAUGAGUUGACUUCUUCACAAACAAAUGUAAACCAAUCAUCAAAUGCUUUUAAACAGGCAGAUCAAUCACAGUCAUUUUAUUGUGACAUAUCUGAUUCAAGCUCUGUGACACCUAUUUCAAAUUCCACAUCAUCCACUCCAUGUUCAAUGUCGAAAGGGAGCUUAUUGCUUCGAUCCCCUCUUACUCUCCCAUUAGAUAAAUCAAUCCCAUCAGGACGUGUAAACCCGCAACAACAGAAUUUGAUUAUAGAUGCAUCUGCUGUUGUUGUGUUAGACAAACAACUGUCUAAUGUUACACAUGAUAAACCUCGUUUCGGUCAGAAUGUUACAUUUAAUAUACUUAAUCCAGAUAAUGUAACUUGUUAUUCUUUACCAAAUCGGCAUCAUUUACCUAAUUUAUGUAUGACCACUGAUACUCCCUCAGAUGAAAACAGACAAAACGCUAAUAUUAUUGGAACUGAUCCUAGUGUUAAGUAUUGUAAUUAUGGUAAAAAGUCUUAUGAUUAUUUUGCUACAGAUAGUGUUCUUUUAGUACGAUCAUCUAGACGACGUAGAAUUAGACCUGAUUUACAAGUGUUACCGUCAAUGAACACUGAUUUAAAAAAUACCGAUCCUUCCUCUCCUAAUUCCACUUCAGCCACUGCUGAUCCGUCUACUUCUAAAUCGAAUCCAUCAGAUUGUUUGAGGCCUGAAAAUGACUCCUCACUAUCGUCAAUUUCUUCAUCUACAGCUACUGCGUCUACGGCAACAGUCGGUGUAUCACAAAUAAUGUCUAAGAGUGGUAUACCAAUGGAUUAUUAUUAUUCAUCAGGCUAUCAGUCACACUCGAGACAAUCAAGUCUUGAAUCACAACCUGUUGGUUCUAACUCAGUAACUGUUGGUAUUAUCUAUUUACAAUUAAAAUGA
Schistosoma rodhaini is the source of this 1734-nucleotide messenger RNA. The record is from the annotation of a GenBank genome assembly. NCBI's taxonomy places the organism in Eukaryota, Metazoa, Platyhelminthes, Trematoda, Strigeidida, Schistosomatidae.